CCGAGGCUUCACAAGUCCAGGCGGCCAGCGCCCCCCACCAUCCCGCUUCUCAACUACCAGCUGAGUGCCUCCGUUCCCAAGAAGUGAAGAGGCCAAAGAGAAGCCAUGAGUCUUCUUCUGGUGCUAGUGAUCUGUGUUGUGUUCGCAUCUACGCUCGUCUUCUGGAAAAAGCGCUCUCAGAAAAACAGUGGUGAAACAUCAACUUCGACUGCUCUUGCAUUGAUAAGACCAUCCUCCUCUUCCAUUGGGUCAACUAGGAGCCAUAUUGACAACCGUCUUUCAGUCAACAACCUCUCUCGAGAUAUCUUAAAUAAUUUCCCUCACUCAAUAGCCAUGCAGAAGCGAAUAUUGGUAAACCUCAGAAUUGUGGAAUACAAGCUGGCUGAAAUGGAACAUUUCCUAAUUAACAAGGGCUUAAAUGGUGUAUUAGUUAAUCGGAAACCCACUGAAAGCCUUACAGAAUGUAAGGACAGUGGAAGCAAUCAUUAAAGACACUUU
Tupaia belangeri chinensis (Chinese tree shrew) is the source of this 498-nucleotide messenger RNA. RefSeq names its product cancer/testis antigen 83 (gene CT83). The coding region runs from base 106 to 489 and encodes 127 amino acids. The record is from RefSeq and is a predicted model, not a curated record. NCBI's taxonomy places the organism in Eukaryota, Metazoa, Chordata, Mammalia, Scandentia, Tupaiidae. The transcript has 2 exons.